CUCCAAAUGGAAUUAUAACUGAUCAAGACCGGGCUAUGCAAAAUGCAAUUCAAAUUGUAUUCCCGGAUACAAGGCAUCGUUGGUGUUUGUGGCACAUCAUGAAGAAGUUACCCGAAAAAAUGGGUGGGCUUGCGGAUAAAGAUCAAAUCAUGUUCAAAAUUCAUAACCUGGUUUAUGAUUCACAACACAAUACAGAGUUUGAGGCCGGUUGUGAAGCUAUGCUCCAAAGGUUUUCACUGCACCAUGAUGAAUGGCUGCUCGUGAUGUACAACGAACGUCAUCGUUGGGUCCCCUGUUACUUGAAAACGUUUUUUUGGGCAGGUAUGUCAACCACUCAACGAAGUGAAAGCAUUAAUGCGUUCUUUGAUGAGUAUGUUCAUUCUAAAACAAGUCUGAAACAAUUUGUGGAUCAAUAUGGACGCGCUUUAAGAAAGAAGGUUGAAAACGAAUUUCAAUCUGAUGGCCUUUCUUUGACUAAAAUGAUUCCAUGUGUUACGUCUUUGGCAAUUGAAAAACAAGUGCAAGGCGUUUACACCAUAGCAAAGUUUAAAGAGUUCCGAACCCAAUUAGUUGAUCAGUUGUAUUGUUACGUCAUCCCUAUGGCGGAUGGUAAAACAUAUGAAGUCAAAGAGAAUCGUGUCAUAGAUGGGUUUGAUAGGAGUUGGACCUUCAUUGUUGAGUAUGAUGUGUCUACAUCCAUAGGAAUGUGUAGUUGCCACUUAUUUGAGUUUAGGGGCAUUCUAUGUAGACAUUUUCUUAUGGUGGCACUACGAUAUCAAGUAAAAGUGUUGCCUGAUUGUUACAUACUAUCAAGAUGGCGGAGAGACAUCAAAAGAGCUUACACACGAGUGAAAAUUAACUACGAUGGGUGGGUAACUACGGUGGAACAAGAAAGGUUUGAUAAAUUGUGUAAGACUUUUGAGACCCUUGCAAACACAAUUGCUGAUGAUCCGGAGAAGUGCAAGAGCGUAAUGAUGUGGCUAGAAAGGCAAUUGCAACUACAUAAACCCCC
Cuscuta epithymum is the source of this 1012-nucleotide messenger RNA. NCBI's taxonomy places the organism in Eukaryota, Viridiplantae, Streptophyta, Magnoliopsida, Solanales, Convolvulaceae. The record is from the annotation of a GenBank genome assembly.